Molecule: messenger RNA, 1603 nt
Organism: Schistocerca americana (American grasshopper)
Lineage: Eukaryota; Metazoa; Arthropoda; Insecta; Orthoptera; Acrididae
Exons: 4
Coding region: 67-822 (251 amino acids)
Source: RefSeq, a predicted model, not a curated record
UGCCGGCUGCUAUAUAUAGGAAAUGAAGACUAGCGAGAGGCACUUUUGGAGUCCUACAGCCUCAACAUGAAGACCACGUUUGCUGUUGUCGUCGCAGCCGUCUGCCUUACCGUCUCUCCAGGGGACGCAGCCUCACUGGAGGGAGCUUUCGUGAAUUCGACAAGGAUUAUCCCUGCUCCCAGCAUAGCAUACUACUCCGUGAAUGGGACAGCCAUGCAGGAGAUGAUGAUAGCCGCUGUCUCUUCUUACCUUGCCAACAUGACGGACGGAAUCGGCUUCCAGACAGCCAACGCAGCCCGGUGGACUUACAGGUCGAUUCGCAACAUGCAGGAGGGCAUAGAAUACACUGCUAGCAGCAUCCAGAGUGGACUCAAUGCUUCAUUCGACAACAUCCUGCCAGUGCUGGCCACAGCCUACCGCAACUUCUCUUCUGCUGUCAAGGGUGGCUUGAGAUCCACGAAACACUUCAAUUCACAAGGGAACUUGAGAACAGGUGCUGGACAGCAGAGGGACAGUGGCAUUUGGACUCUGGACGAGGCGUUCGUCCACCUGCCGGAGACAGUGGCACCGGAGCUGCAGCGGCUGCACGACUGGAUCCUCGACUUUGCUUACAUCGGCAUCUCAAACGCCACUGCCGAGCUGCCGGCUAUCAUGGAGGAACGCCGGGUGACGUCGCUGUACCCUAGAGCGGCGGCUGCCAUGUUGCUGGCGUACAACUACCACCAGAGCUACGACCAGCUGUUCCAGGAGUACUCCAGCCCAGACAUCUACAGCGACUACGCUGCAGCUCGCGACGAACUGCUCUCCCUGGAAAUUGAGUGAAGAGCUGCAUCCAUGGACAACGAACACGUGUUGGUUGUUUGAUCACAACACUGCAUUUUGACGCUGUAUACUAGGAUGUACACAUCAAUAAAUGUCAUUCAAGCACAUUAAAGUAAUGUCUGAUGAUUUAAGUAUGUGUAGGAAUGAUAUGAGAAAGGAACUGACUUGAAUGCUGGAAAAACAAAAACCGUGAUAAAGAAAGAAAUGAAAAUAGAUAUAUAGUACCUUAGUUGAUGUAAAGCUAGUAGAAUAGGUUUCUAAAAUAAGUGUCCGUGGAGACAUGAUAAUGGAUGAAGGAAUUAGGAAAAGAUUAGAGGAGGCAUGCCAUUUAUUUAAUUCAGUCAGACAGAAUUACUUCAAUAGGAAAGACACGUAUAGAAAGGAUGGAGAUUAGAGGUACCUGUAGAUAGAUAUACCUACAUUAUGAUAUUACCUUAUGACUUUGGACCUUGUAUAGUGAGUAAGCGAAGAGGCAGAAACAAUCAGCAGAAAAGGUUACCACAGGGUUACAAAAAAGACUAGAAGCAGGAGAAACGAAAACACAGUCAUUAUAAACAACAACAGUGCAACUAGGUAGGAAGUAGCUGAAGCAGUUUGAACAUGUCUAGCGAAUUUCGAGAGACAAUAUGCCAUGGUUAGUGAAAGAGAUAAACUUUUUUCCUUUCAUAAUGCGAUUUACUCUGUGUAAUGGCAUGCUUUUUUAUUCCUUAGUUUUACCAUUGUAUCAUUUAUUUUUCUGUACCAUAGCGAAAUUGCAAUAAAAUGUGGCGAGCAAGACAAA